Camellia sinensis is the source of this 363-nucleotide messenger RNA. The record is from RefSeq and is a predicted model, not a curated record. NCBI's taxonomy places the organism in Eukaryota, Viridiplantae, Streptophyta, Magnoliopsida, Ericales, Theaceae.
UCACAUUAGGGUGGAAUGAACAAUUUGAGGUGGAAUAAGUUGCAAGAUGUCAUUCCUCCUGAAAUAGGUGAACUAAAGAGUCUAACCCAUCUAUACUUGAGUUUCAAUAAUUUCAAAGGAGAAAUCCCCAAAGAAUUAGCUAAUCUUCCUCUGCUACGUUACCUCUAUCUACAUGAAAAUCGUUUUAUUGGGCGAAUUCCACCAGAAUUGGGCACUCUGCAACAACUCCGACAUUUGGAUGUUGGUAACAAUCAUUUGGUGGGAACUAUUAGGGAACUAAUACGUAUUGAGGGAUGCUUUCCAUCUCUUCGCAACCUUUAUCUGAAUAAUAACUACCUUACGGGUGGAAUCCCAGCUCGCUAG